Messenger RNA from Mercenaria mercenaria, 2885 nucleotides. Its product is annotated as vitamin D3 receptor-like. The transcript has 3 exons. Lineage: Eukaryota; Metazoa; Mollusca; Bivalvia; Venerida; Veneridae. The record is from RefSeq and is a predicted model, not a curated record. Gene Ontology annotation, molecular function: zinc ion binding; RNA polymerase II cis-regulatory region sequence-specific DNA binding; nuclear receptor activity. Gene Ontology annotation, biological process: negative regulation of transcription by RNA polymerase II; positive regulation of transcription by RNA polymerase II; cell differentiation. Bases 471 to 2417 code for a protein of 648 amino acids.
GAAUGACUGCACAUUUUUCUUACUCUUUGACAUUCGAACAAGUCGUCUGAUUGGAUAAAAUAAAAAUAGCAAUACUGGAAAUCCAAAAUAUACAGAAGACGAAUGUGAAUGGGUCGUUCUCAGAUCUUCGUUUAGAAGAUCAAGUACUUUAGUCAGAUUGGUUUCUAACGUUAUUUUUGACGAUGUUAGCUGCCCAUAGGAUAGUUUACUCAAGGGAAGUAACUCUAAGAAAUUGGUCAAAAACUGUGACAUUAUUGUACUUAUGAUAUGAUACACAGAAACAUCAUUUUCAAGUGCAGCAAAAUAAAAUAGAUGGGUAGAUUAGCACGUGUCAUUUUGAAAAUUCACACGAGGGUUGGAUAGGUAACGAACAAAGAUUCAAGACACAAAGUGCCGCAGUUUCAGAUCGAAACACUUUUUGAGGAACUCCGUGUUAAGAAAAAACCAAGAGCAGGAUUGAAUAAAGAACUAUGGAAAAUAGAAAAAACGUUAAGGCAUAUCCAGUGCCAAAACCAUCUUAUUGUUUAAGCCCAGAAGAUACAAAUUCAAGCCCAGAGACAGACACUUUUAGACAAACCGCAACUUUUGCCAUGCAUGAGAAGGAUACAGAAGCUGCCAUGCCACAGUACAGCUUAGACCUUCAAACCUUUGUGUUACCGUCGACUCCAGAAGAUUUACUUAGCGUAGGGUCAGGGCAUGGUGGACCAUUCUUGUUUGAAGAUAUUAUUGCAGAAUCAAGUGCACCUAAUAAUAUAUCUACUGGCACGAGCAGCUUGCAUUGUCCAGCAGAUUUUGAUGAGUCUUUUCCUCUUGAUUCUCACCUACAACCACUGUCAUCACACCCUUGUUUGCAGACUAAUCAAGCUGACGAACUAACUGUUAUACAACUUAAAGCAUUUGAUUCCCAGAAUCAGACAUAUCUAUCCGAUGAAACCAUCAAAGCACCAAAGACGGUAAGAUAUUCUGAAACAAGCAUUCAUCAUGAAAGUGAAACAUCUGAUCAAAAUGAAUAUGGAAUCAGUGCAGCAAGAGGUGUUACUCUAGCUUUUGAACAGACAAAUAGUGCGUCAGUUGUAACUAUGUCAGCAGUGUCCUCAGACGUACCAGGGAAUGAUCUAAGCACUAAUUCACAAGUUGAAAGUAAGGCCAGCAAUCCGUUAAAAUUCCCUCCAUGUGUUAUUUGCAAUGGUAAAGCGUCAGGUUCACACUACGGUGCGAUAACAUGUGAAGCUUGUAAAGGGUUCUUCAUGCGUUACCUUCAAAAGAAAAAAGAAUUCAAAUGUACUAAGGGAGGAAAAUGUGAAAUUUCUAGUGGUAAAAAGGGGAACUGUUCAGGAUGUAGGUUAAAGAAAUGCCUUGCUCUUGGAAUGUCAAAGGAGAUGUCGAAGGUAGGAAGAUACACUCUAACGAAAAGGACAGAAGCAAUUAUUAACAUGAAACGACUAGAAGGAAAUGUAGCAUCUGAUUCAGUUUCAGACGAAUGUGAUGUGCUUCCUGUUGAAACUGGGUGCGAUGCAACCAGUUGCAAUCUAGAAACAGAUUUAAUCAUGCGGCAUCUUUUACAGAAUACAAAAACAUCAAACAUGUCUAAUGGCUUCAAUGAUAUGCUCGUUGUAGAACUUAUUCAAGCAAUGGAAGAUUUAGAACCUUACGGCCCAAAUGUAAAGACAAAGGAACAAAUCAGAGAACUGCACAAACAUCAAUCUGAAAGGUAUAAGCUAAAAACUGAACUCUUUGGUAAAAUGAACAGUGUGUCUAAGGAUGAAUAUAAUAAAUUAUAUACAGAAUUUAGCAUUGAUAUAGAUGGUCGGAUGGCUGAUAUGAAAAUAGAAUGUGAAGAUAUGGAAGAUGGUGUAGCGCGUUACUGUAACUUUGCAAAGCACAUUCCAAAAUUCCAAAGUCUCCCCGUGCUUGACCAGUCAAACUUACUAAAAUCUUUGAUGUUUGAUUUUUCUAUCAUAGUCGCGCUCGAUUCCUACAACGAUGAACUUCGGACAUUCAUAACUAAAAAUGGACAAGGCUAUCACUUUGACGAGAUGGCUGAUAGAGAAUUUUCUGCAAAAUUAAUGUCAUUGAUGAAAGAUGUGUUUUGUCGCCUGCAAAAGCUGGAUCUGAGCAAAGCAGAAACUGCAUUGCUAGCUGCUUUAACUUUGGUCUCAACUGAUCGAUGCAAGCUGCAACAUCGGGCUCUUGUAGAAAAGAUACAGUUGGCUAUUACAGAAUUGCUUCAACAGGAGAUAAAGAAAAAGCAAAAACAAGCAGCUCGGAGCAGAUUCACAAAGAUUAUUGACUCUUUAACAUAUAUGCGAGAGAUGUCUGAACUUUAUACAAAAGAACACAAUUUGUUGUGUAAAGAUGAAGUGUUGAUUCAAGAAUUCCCAUUUUUUGAAGACUUUGUUAUUGAAGAAAAAAUUUAAAAUAUCAAUCCACAGAUAAAGUGAAAAGAUUCGUUUAAUUAGAAGUUCAUUUACAUUGACAUAGUUUUAGUGUCUUGCACAGAGAAAUGGCAAUAGAUUUAAUCAAGAAUUAGACAAUGUAAAACUGACCGCUUUAAGACUAUAAAACUAACUUAUAAACCAUAGGAGUUGUGAAUCUGCAAUAUAUUUUUUGCUGUUCAAAGACGUGAUGUGGUUAUAGAAAAGAGAUUUUUUACCAGGGUUUUAAUGUCAGUUUCCUUUGGACAUUAAUGAAAACAAAAUCCUAUUUCACUGCAAAUGUAACUCCGUAGGGAUUGGCCCCAUAAAAAGAGAAGGGAGGGCCCUAGUAAUACGUUUGUGCCUGUGGCAAAUUAUAUGGGAAUACUGUACCUAAACACGUUUUCUGUAUAUACGCUUUAUUAUUGCUUUUUGUUACACUAAAAAUAAAUAAAAACACAAGAAAACGAA